GCCUCGGGUGUCCCCGUGACGAGGCAGCGCGGAGCCGCCGCGGGUCCGGCCCAUCCCGCCGCAGCGGCCCGGGGGCCGAGCCGGUGAGGCGGGAAGGGAGCUGCGCCGAGUGGGGCCUGGAGCGCAGCCAGGAUGGUGCUUGAAGGAAAUCCUGAAGUGGGGUCUCCCCGAACUUCAGACCUCCAGAACCCUGAGAACAAUGGUUCUUGCAUUCUCUCUUCUCCUGGUGAAGAUGCACAGCCAGGCGAGGAGCCCAUCAAAUAUGGCGAACUCAUCGUCCUUGGAUGCUGUGAGGAAGGAGGUGAGGAAACCGAGGCUCAGAGAGGGGAAGUGACUGGCCCAAGGGCACACAGCUGCUACAAUGGGUGUCUGGCAAGUGGGGAUAAGGGCCGCCGGCGGAGCCGCCUGGCACUGAGCCGCAGGCCACAUGCCAACGGAGUGAAGCCAGACGUCAUGCACCACAUCUCCACGCCGCUCGUCUCCAAGGCCUUGAGUAACCGAGGGCAGCACAGCAUCUCGUACACACUGUCCCGGAGCCACUCGGUCAUAGUGGAGUACACGCACGACAGCGACACAGACAUGUUCCAGAUCGGCCGCUCCACUGAGAACAUGAUCGACUUUGUGGUCACAGACACGGCCCCUGGAGGAGGGGCCACCGAGGGCCCUUCCGCCCAGAGCACCAUUUCCCGCUAUGCCUGCCGCAUCCUCUGCGACCGCAGGCCACCCUAUACUGCCCGCAUCUAUGCUGCCGGCUUCGACGCCUCCAGCAACAUCUUCCUUGGAGAGCGAGCAGCCAAAUGGCGGACCCCCGAUGGCCUGAUGGAUGGCCUGACCACCAAUGGGGUCCUGGUGAUGCACCCGGCGGGCGGCUUCUCCGAGGACUCGGCGCCGGGUGUCUGGCGGGAGAUAUCAGUCUGCGGGAACGUGUACACACUGCGGGACAGCCGCUCAGCGCAGCAGCGGGGGAAGCUGGUGGAGAAUGAAUCCAACGUGUUACAAGAUGGCUCCCUCAUCGACCUGUGUGGGGCCACACUGCUGUGGCGUACUCCCGCAGGCCUGCUGCGGGCACCCACGCUGAAGCAGCUGGAGGCCCAGCGGCAGGAGGCCAACGCGGCGCGGCCCCAGUGCCCCGUGGGCCUCAGCACCCUGGCCUUCCCUAGCCCGGCCCGUGGCCGCACCGCACCUGACAAGCAGCAGCCCUGGGUCUAUGUCCGCUGCGGCCAUGUCCACGGCUACCACGGCUGGGGCUGCCGACGGGAGCGGGGUCCCCAGGAGCGUGAAUGUCCCCUCUGCCGACUCGUGGGUCCCUACGUACCCCUGUGGCUAGGCCAGGAGGCUGGUCUGUGCCUGGACCCGGGGCCUCCCAGUCACGCCUUUGCGCCCUGCGGCCACGUCUGCUCCGAGAAGACUGCCCGCUACUGGGCCCAGACCCCGCUGCCGCAUGGCACCCACGCUUUCCAUGCUGCCUGCCCCUUUUGUGGGGCCUGGCUCACCGGCGAGCAUGGCUGCGUCCGCCUCAUUUUCCAGGGGCCUCUGGACUAGGUUCCCCAGGGCCCUUGCUGCUGUGCCCACCUGCUCACCCGGUCCCCCCACUCCUGCAGCCUCCAGAGAGCUCUGCAUGUGGAACUCUGCCUGCUGGCACCUUGCCACACCAGCUGGACGCAGCGGAUGGGUGGCGGCCCUCCCCCAAGGGGGCUCCUGACAUCUUCCCAGUCAUUCGGAAGGAUCUGCAGUACCAGCCGGGCCCCCAGGCCGACGGAGGGAAGUGCAGGCCCCUGCCUUGCCCUUCCUGGGGUAUUCCCCACCAUGCCGGUUACACUGUGCCCCUGGGGGAGUGAAGGGACUGUGACCCCUGACCCCCAGCUCAUGAUGGUUGGGCCCUCAGCCUGCCAAGCCAGUAACAGAUACUCCUCCUCGCUGCUGCCCCAAGUCCCCCUAGAAGCCUCACUGCUCAGCCGUGCUCCCAAAUGCACACAUCCCCCACUGUGU
Messenger RNA from Perognathus longimembris pacificus (Pacific pocket mouse), 1989 nucleotides. RefSeq names its product pellino E3 ubiquitin protein ligase family member 3 (gene Peli3). NCBI's taxonomy places the organism in Eukaryota, Metazoa, Chordata, Mammalia, Rodentia, Heteromyidae. Gene Ontology annotation, molecular function: protein binding; ubiquitin protein ligase activity. The record is from RefSeq and is a predicted model, not a curated record. The transcript is spliced from 8 exons. Bases 133 to 1542 code for a protein of 469 amino acids. Gene Ontology annotation, biological process: protein K63-linked ubiquitination; regulation of Toll signaling pathway.